Molecule: messenger RNA, 552 nt
Organism: Scutellospora calospora
Lineage: Eukaryota; Fungi; Glomeromycota; Glomeromycetes; Diversisporales; Gigasporaceae
Source: the annotation of a GenBank genome assembly
UUUCAAUCACAAUCAAAUAACGUCUCAUGUAAUGGAAUCACUUCAAAAAAAGCUACAAAACAAAUGACACAACAUACAAUUGACAAAGUUAUAAAUCAGUUAGCUACACCAAAUUUAGACAAUUUAUUGACACGUGGCUUUGGACAACUUAAACAUUGCAUCCACGAUUAUCUUAAAAAUAUAGAAAACUGGUCAGUAGAAGAUAUUGAGAGUGAAACAGUCUUGAUCGAAACAUUUGAGUUUGCUUAUUUGGAUAAUGAUUAUGGGGUAAUUAUCCGUGCAUCCUCUGACUAUUAUGGACAAGUAGCUUUCUCUGAUAUUAGUGUUGAAAUGGAUGAAUCAGAACAAAAUGAUUAUUUAACAGAUAAUAGUUUAUGUUAUGCAAAGCAGGUUGGAUUAAAGUUAAUACCUGAAUCUGGAUUUAAUCACUAUCCGAAUUUAAUCAUAAAUCCAGAUAUAUUGAUUAAAUUAAAUCCGAAUUCAGGUUCUUCUUAUUCUUCGGCUUACAUCUCUAAAAUUAAAUCAGAAACUAGAACUUGCCCUCGUUCAUUG